Molecule: messenger RNA, 1698 nt
Organism: Pisolithus orientalis
Lineage: Eukaryota; Fungi; Basidiomycota; Agaricomycetes; Boletales; Pisolithaceae
Exons: 5
Coding region: 173-1531 (452 amino acids)
Source: RefSeq, a predicted model, not a curated record
AUGUCUGUUUGCGAUUGACGAUCACGAAAUCACUACAGACCUUACUUAACUCUGCUUUAAGUCAUCACAGGCCCCAGCCGCAUGAGGUACAGGACUACUAUAUCUAUCCCCAGGUUUUCCCGAUCUGGCGUCUAUUUUCCCUGUUUCUCUGACCCUCUGCUCCGCGAUCGGGAUGGGUUCAAUGCAAUUCCUGAGGCUCAUCUUAUUGCUGUCCUCGUUUCUAUUAACGACGAAGGCAUUCUCCGUGUUAGUGGGAGCAGCCGCGACAUGCUCUCCUUUGACCGUCUCUUGGACGGGUGGCCAAAGCCCCUUUGUGAUCUAUAUUUUCCCCGCCAACUACUCGUCUUCAUUUUACAACGUGCCAUCCUCGGCAUACAACGGAAACCAAGGAUCUUAUACCAUUCCUCAACUGCCACUGCCACAAGGGCAACAAUUUGCUUUGACGAUGUCUGAUGGAACCGGAUUUGCUACGGGGGGUACAACUGAUCUGAUACAGGUGGCGGCAUCCACCAGUAGUUCCAGCUGCAACACCGCCACAUCCUUGGGUUUCACCUUCGUUGAAGCCUCGUCAUCUCUACAGCAGUGCUUGCCCUAUAUCUUCAACGGAUACCAGGGAGCGAUACUUCCCGCUACUAUUGUGGGGAUCAUUCCCGGGGGGGAGUCCUUUCUCAUUCAGUCCGGUGUGACAACGACGAGUUACACGUGGACGGUAGAUGUACAGGCCGGGACUUCGAUCAUGUUUGCGAUGUGGGAUACUAAUGGCAACUCAGGCGGUUGUGCUGAGCUUCAAUCUGUGGGGCCCUCGAACGAUGCUUCUUGUCUAAGCUCGAGCUCCCCUUCAUCCACUAUAAGCAUUCCGCAGUCAUCACAAUCGGGGUCUUCUUCUCCAUCUACCACCGCUCCAUCUACCACCUCUCCGUCUACUAUUCAGACUGGUUCUAGCUCCCCAUCAAUCCUGUCUAGUGCCACUAUCGCUGGAGUGGUGGGUGGAGGUGUGGUUGCACUUGCUGCGCUAGUGAUCUUCGGCUUGUGCCUUGUCCGAAGGAGGAACAGGAACGAUUCAAGGCAUUCUGUUCCUACGCCACAUAAUGCACCUCCUUUACAUUGGGAGGACCUUCAUCAGGGCCCGGAUACAUCUAUGACUGCACACAUAUACCCCCUUCAGCACCAAAGUGGUCAUCUUCAGUCGUUCGUGCCGUCAUCAGGGCAGACCAUACCCAGGAUGACCUAUGGUUCACACCGUGGCUCGACAAGUCUGCCGCAAGAUUCCUCUGCAGACGCUACGGGCGUACUGCCGGUACCGUCAUUUAUCGGGCCCAUGACGCACAAUAUUGUUCACACGGAUGUAGAACGUGCUCCUUCUACUGCAUUACAAGCCAUCGACCUUCCGCCGCAAUACUCGGAAAGGCCGGGGCCCGCAGCAGGACAAUCAUCAGUAUCACGGCCGCUAUCGUCAGGGGCAGACCUUGCCCGUGUCCCGAAAUCCUUCGAUCAAACUCCCCGCUACCUGCGAUAUCACCCGCCACCAUAGUUGUGAUCCGCGUCUUACUUGUAUAUGAGAAACCAUUUUGGAUACUACAGCACCCCUGGCUAACUCUUUGUAUUUUUGCUCUUUUUGAUGGAUUUUUGCCUAUUAUGUACGUUCCCAUUCCCCUCGCAGAUAUUUGUGGGCAUUCGCUGGUCAAUGAAUCUAGUUUU